Ascochyta rabiei is the source of this 1191-nucleotide messenger RNA. RefSeq lists its product as uncharacterized. The transcript has a single exon. The coding region runs from base 1 to 1191 and encodes 396 amino acids. The record is from RefSeq and is a predicted model, not a curated record. NCBI's taxonomy places the organism in Eukaryota, Fungi, Ascomycota, Dothideomycetes, Pleosporales, Didymellaceae.
AUGGGCAAACCGGUUGAACCUGACUCCUACCUCCUCGACCGGUACCCGGGGCACAUUCCCCUGCCUUUUCUCCAGAUCUUCCUCUCACCGCACGGUACCAAGGCCAUUCAAAAAGCUCAUGGUAUCAUUGAAGCAAUCAACAAGAACGCCAAAGUCAAGCCCAUGCUGCAUCGUCGCCUGCUAGCACUCAGUGUAGCAUGCCGAGUCCCGUGGUUCAAGAGCGACCGCCGGCGCAUGCAGUGGCUGCGGCGUGAGGUUUAUAACGACGAGCACCGCUUGCUAGAAUUUCUCGGCGCGCUCCCCAUCAAGGCCUUCUUUGACCUCCGAGAAGCAGAUGCACAUAUCUAUGAUACUGCCGCUGAGAAUGAAGAGCACCUUUGUCUGCAUUUCUCCGAGCAGCUUCAUGUCGGUCUUUUCACAAGCCUCACAGUCUUCGAAAGCUUCUCAUACUACCAUGACAUUGCGGAAGCUAUCGUUGAAGGAUUCGGUAUCCCAACGAGCGAUCCUCGAGGUAGCGAGCUACAAAGCUCUGUUGCUCGCGGCCUCAAUGUCGCAGGUCGCAUCGCCACCCACGUCGUCAAUGUACAACUGUCACUGCCGAGUAUCUAUAAUGUUCAUACGGACAACUUGAAGCGUCCAUAUCUCAAAGGCAACGUUGCAAAGAAGAUCAUCGCAGCGCUCAGCAACCAGAUUGUGAAUCUCAAUGACACCGAUGAGACCGAUCUGCGCGCGGCGCUACACUGUUUGACCGAAGGCACCAAACCUCUCUUGCGCGUCCACUACCCAGACGAACAACAAAAAUGGCUCCGUGCAGACAUGUGGCGCUUAUGGGUACUCACUCAAGGUCUGCAACCACUGAUCGACGUCUUCGAGGCUGAGUGCCCGUUGGACACUGGCUUGCUGGAACAUCUGGACGAUCAUUGGGUGAUGUUGAUGUAUAACCGCUGGCCCCAUGAGGACCCUUUCUGUUCAGACUUUCAGGAGUGGUGGAUGCGCCGAGAGGUGAAAGGAUUGCCGGAUGAGCUGCAGUCUUCUGGCGGCUCACAGUUCUCGAACAAGUACGACGUGGACGCUCUGAACAUCAUCAAUCAUCGAUCAGCAGUAAGUUUCGUUAGCAAAAUUUUCGCAACACAACCUCCAACUGUUGCUAUUUCAGGGCUCAGAUUGCGAACGACAGCCACCACGUAUUAG